CGCGCCGCGAAAGCUCGAGCGGAGCAGGUAGUUGGUGAAGGUGAAGUGAAAUUAAAUGUCGUCGCUCCUCGCGCAGCUGGACGAGCUCUCCGACGCCGGCAGCGAGGCGUCCGAGGCCGAGGCUCCGCCCGAGGGCUUCUCGUACGUCACCGGGCUGCGCGCCACCGCCGCGGACGUGCUCGGCCCUCUGCUCUCCCGCGAGGAGCUGCGGAGCAGGCUCGAGGAGCGGAGCGCCGCGCGGCAGCGGCGCGACUUCCGCGCGGCCGAUGCGGCUCGCGACGCCCUCGCGCAGCGCGGCUACACCCUCGACGACCGCGCAAAAAGCUGGACUGCGCCCGACGGCACGAGCGGCAGCAUCGACCCGUUUAGCGUGGCGGGCGAGGAGGAGGAGGAUCAGGAGGAGGGGUCGUCGUCGGGCGCGCAUGCAGCCGCGCUCGAGGCGAUUCAGCGCGUCGCCGACCAGCUGACCGCGCUGCAGGCGCGGGCGGCGUCGCUAGAUCCUGUGGCUGUGCGGGAGGCUUGCACCACGCAGAGCUGUGCUGCGACCUCGAGCUUCAUGAAUGAAGAAUUGAUUUAUUAAGGGUUGAUCAACAGGCUUGCACGCAGCUGUGCUGCGACCUCGACGCGAUCGACGUGCGCGGCGACGAGGCGCUGCGGCGGGCAAUUCAUUAGUUAGUCAAGUAAUUAAUCAUUAAUUAUUAAUUAGGUGCGUGGAGACGAGGCGCUGCGGCGGGCGCGGCGGGAGCAGCUGCAGCGGUGCGAAGAGAUCUCGGCGGCGGAGGGCGCUUUUGCGCACACGGAGGGGGGGGG
Emiliania huxleyi CCMP1516 is the source of this 810-nucleotide messenger RNA. RefSeq lists its product as hypothetical. The transcript has a single exon. The record is from RefSeq and is a predicted model, not a curated record. The coding region runs from base 56 to 580 and encodes 174 amino acids. NCBI's taxonomy places the organism in Eukaryota, Haptophyta, Isochrysidales, Noelaerhabdaceae. Gene Ontology annotation, biological process: tRNA aminoacylation for protein translation. Gene Ontology annotation, molecular function: aminoacyl-tRNA ligase activity; ATP binding.